AUGUCGAGUUUUCAUGGGAUAAUAGGAGAGAAAAACUUGGGGUUUUGCUCUGUAACUGCCGUGUCGCGCUGUACGCCCAAAGCGUUCAGCACGGGAGCGUGGCGGCGAGGCAGUGGUAUCUCUAGACGGCCUCCCGGGAGGUUUUCAGCAGUCGCGACCCUAACAGUUAGCGAAGAGGUCGCGGACGAAGUUAGGUGCCCAAGGCUCUGGCGUAACUCGAGUUGUGUGUACCCGGCACCGCGCACGUUCGGGACGGCCUUUUAUUAUGUAGAAACACGACGGUUUGAGGCAGCACGGCAGCUGUUCGAAGAGCUCGUUUGGCAACACCCUUUCGAUGCUCGCAUAUGGGUUGGUUUCGGUCAGUGUGAAGCUGAGGCGGCGCUAGCAGAGCCAACAAUAUACACGGACGACGAGAAGAACGGACUUGUUGGCGGAGAUAUCAUGCGACGCGACGGAACCGCAGAGCUGGAACUCUCUGCGGUAGACGACCUGACUUGGGCGUCAAGCGUGUUCCAUCGUCUGCACGGCGUAGCGCGGGCUCGGGCGGUGUUUCGACGGGGCCUGAUUCGUGCGGGCGGUGUAUGGAAUGAAUCCACCGUCGACGAGAACGGUACGGUGCCGGUGCAUACGUUCGCAGACUAUAUCGGAACCGAAUUUGUUCCCGAUAUUGAAGGCUGGAACGAGAAGGACGCAGAGGCUGGACGAUGGUGCUCUGCUAGCAAGCUUUACCAUGCCUGGGCGCUUGCUGAAGUGCGUUUCCUCGAGCAACAGGAGCUUCGACGCAGUAUGUCAUCCGUGAGCAAAAAACUCGUACCGCUCCACAAAAACGAGAAGCGUCCAGAGACCGAUUCGAGCCGUCGGCCCAGCAAUUGUGCCGGAGCAAGGCUCGUCCGUCGACUAUUCGAGCUGAGCGCCCGUGCAGUGAACGGGCGGGAUCCGAUUACAUGGCAAGCUUGGGUGCGCUUCGAAGCGAGUCUGGGCUUGGGCGUGACGCGCGCCCGAGAGCUUUUCAAACUGGGUGUUGCUUCUGUAGAGCAAAUCAAUCCCACGUGCAAGGAGCUUGCCUGCCUUUACCAAACCUGGGGUGUCCUCGAGCAACGCGAGCAUCGCUACGAUGAAGCAAUUUGCUGCUAUGAAAGAGCAGUUGCCUUGAAUCCAAAUCAUGCCCGAACGUUGCACGCAUGGGGUAUGCUCGAACAGCAGCGCGGACGCAUUGACGAGGCACGCGUGCUCUUCGAACGAGCAAUUGAAGUGUCGAAUGGGUCCCCGCAUACCGCCCCAGCAGCGUACAACUUGCUCGGGAAACUGGAAUGGCGCCAAGGUAGACUGGACAAAGCGCGGAUGCUCUUUCAGAAGGGUCUGGAAAUUGCGCCCGGUGAUCGUCAUCUCUGUCACGCGAUGGCCUCGCUUGAACGCCACUGCGGCAACUACGAACUGGCUCGCGAGUAUUUUGCCCGGUGCACGAAGCUCGAUGAGCUCGUCGUCCGCGACUGGGCGGAAAUGGAAACGCGGGAUGUUGGCUUUGCGGAUAUCCAGCUCGGCGAAGCCUCGCGCCUCGGAGAGGCGAUCGAAGCCCUCUCUAUGUUGCACCUGUUCACACGCACGGACGAGGAUAUAAGCACGUGUUCCUGUGACGAAAAGAGCGUGAAACCGGGGAACGAGUCGCUGGGGCAACAACCUCAGGACCCGCCGGCGUUUCAGCGGCCAGGUUCAAUGCAAUGCGGGACUCUGAAAUCGCGGGAGGCAGCGAACGAACCAUAUAGACGACUUUUGAGCUGGUUCUAUGAGCGACUGAAGCACGAUCAGACCUUGCUGAAUACUCUGGCAAAGAACAAUGCUGUUCGGGCGGAUCAACUCCGUCUGUGGAUUACACGCCGCGGAGAGGACGACAUUACGGCUUUUCGCGCUUGGGCGCGCUCCAUGGCCCAGUCACAGCCUAAGCUGCUGCGGAUGCUGUUCCGAGUGCCUGGCCCCAUGAACGCAUUCGGCUUCAAAAUAGCUUCAAACGAGCGGAAGGGUCCGGGCCGAUCGCAUCUGCGGAGUGGCAAGUGA
Molecule: messenger RNA, 2052 nt
Organism: Cyanidioschyzon merolae strain 10D
Lineage: Eukaryota; Rhodophyta; Bangiophyceae; Cyanidiales; Cyanidiaceae
Exons: 1
Coding region: 1-2052 (683 amino acids)
Biological process (GO): mRNA processing; regulation of translation
Molecular function (GO): single-stranded RNA binding; protein binding; mRNA binding
Source: RefSeq, a predicted model, not a curated record